AUGCCCCACGGAUCCCCUCUCCUCUCCCAGCCCGAAGAAGAGUUGCGCUUUAUAGCCAGGCGUGGAAACAGAAACGCAAACUCCAGUGUCCGCUUGCAAAAGCCGCCGAUUUCUUAUUCAAAACGUCACAAGACACAGGAGACGCGCAGGACUUUUGGAGCAGAUCGGAUUCAUUGUUGUCAUCUGUCCUUCUCCUCCGUGCAUCUGCGAGUGUGUCCAAUACGCCCAGCUCCGACCAUCGGGGUGCAGAUGACCUUGGAUUUGCUGGGAAAGAGGUUCUGGGCCAUCGCCAAGCAGCCACCUGAUACAGAUUGUUCUGAGAUUGAGGGUGUGUGUCCGCUCAGCUGUGAGAGUGCAGACCUCAACUGUUACUUACUGGAUAAUAACGGCUUUAUCGUGCUUUCCAAAGAGAGGGAAGAGGCUGGCCGUUUCUUUGGAGAAGUGGACGGCUCGGUCAUGGCCAAUCUGCUCAAGAUGGGCUUGUACAAGAAGGUUUUGUUGUUCGACUACCAGGCCAUGUGUAAAAACAGCCAUCACCAUCACCACAGCAGCGCCAGGCCUCUCCUCAGCCCUUUUUAUGGCAUCGUUGGAUUGCUCAGAUGGUUCUUCUCCAAUGCACUAAUGUUCCUUCUGGAUUUUAACUUCUGCGGACUUUGGCAUUCAGACUAUUUUGUGGAAGGCAAAGCGGGUUACCACACCACUCAUAAGCAGAAGAAGGUGGAGGCCUACAUCCCGUGUGAGACAAAUUACCCCGGCGUAAUGUACGACCCCAGUGUGAAGGAAGCUAACAGCCUGAUCAAGUGCGGACGCUGCCAGAAGAUGUUCGUGGUGCAGCAGAUCCCGGACAGUAACCUGGUGCUGGUGGUGACUCAGGCCGACUGCGACUGCUCCCGACAGUACGAGCCCAUUCCUCUGCAGCCCAAAGAGAUCAAAUAUAUCCUUUCACCACAAACCCAACGCUCAGGCUCCACCGCUGCAACUGUCCUCAAGGGGGCAGCGUUGCACCAAUACAGGGACGUUGGUCAAUGGCUUCAUCAUAAAACAAUUUGA
Molecule: messenger RNA, 1050 nt
Organism: Knipowitschia caucasica
Lineage: Eukaryota; Metazoa; Chordata; Actinopteri; Gobiiformes; Gobiidae
Source: the annotation of a GenBank genome assembly